GUUUAUUAUAUGUGGUUAAAACACAAAAAGCCUCAGAAAAAUUUUGCAGAAGAUAAAUGCCUCUACAAAAUACUUGUUGUGAAGCACUUUAAAUUUUGUUUUAAUCGUCCACAUAACUAAACUUACUAAUUCCACAAGUUAAAAGGUGUAGCAAAUUUUCGCUCAAUAGUUUGUUGACCUGAAAUCAAAUGCCUGGGUGCCGAAGAACCAAGAAAGUUUACAAUUCAGAAGACGCAUUCAGGCCUUCACAGUAUUCAGUCGCUAGAACUAGUGAAAAUGGUUUACGUAAUUAUGGCAAUGCUCUGGACGAUAGAACAAAACAAAUAUUCUAUAGAAGCGUGCCAGAAAAUAUUAUGAAAGAGACAAUAUAUGGACAACGUUACUACCAACAACCAUAUUUACAGAAUUCAAACAUGAGUAUGACAAACGAGAUGGAUACGUAUCGGCCUGUCCGUGGAAGCAUUCCAGAGAGUGUCCGAGAUCCGGUAUAUGGACAAAGAUAUUAUAGUCAGCAAAGAUCACCACAAGGUCAGAAUUUAAACAUCAGACGUGAACUGGAUACAAACUAUAGUGAGUAUGACUAUAACAAACCAAUUAACAGUUACAAGGAAGUCACAAGUUAUUCAAGACCCUAUCAAAGAACGGAAAACGUUGAUAACAUACGUCCAGUAUAUUCGUAUAAUGUUGACGAUGUACCAAACGCAGGAAACAUCCGAGAGACAUAUCAACCACGUUACAAUUCCCCUAUUCCAAGUCGUUCAAAUCCACCAACCAAUACUUUAGUUGAGUCAAGAAACAUUCGUGAAACAUAUCAACCACGCUAUAAUUCUCCGUACCCAAGUCGCUCGAACCCACCGAAUGAUGUUUUGCCUGAGCCUAGCUCAAUUUCAAAUAAUGGCAACACUUAUUCUUAUUCGGCACCACAUCGUCAGAAUGUGGAGAUUGUUUAUGCUGAUGGAAGACAAAGUAGAUACAUAGAUUAGAUCGAAAAACGCCGCUUAUCAUCAACAGAGUGCUUUCUUCUACACGACUUUUUCUGAUGAUGACUGACUCAAUUUUUUUCCAUUGAAAUAUCUUAACUGAAUCAACUUCCUAAUUACAUAUAAUAUACAAAUAGAUGCAAAACAUAAAAUACAUAUUACUGUAUAUUUUAGUAUCUUUUCACACUAAUAAAAAUAUCUUCGUAAUC
Trichobilharzia regenti is the source of this 1189-nucleotide messenger RNA. The record is from the annotation of a GenBank genome assembly. Lineage: Eukaryota; Metazoa; Platyhelminthes; Trematoda; Strigeidida; Schistosomatidae.